Messenger RNA from Schistocerca piceifrons (Central American locust), 966 nucleotides. RefSeq names its product CD63 antigen-like. The coding region runs from base 65 to 763 and encodes 232 amino acids. The record is from RefSeq and is a predicted model, not a curated record. Gene Ontology annotation, cellular component: membrane. The transcript has 5 exons. Lineage: Eukaryota; Metazoa; Arthropoda; Insecta; Orthoptera; Acrididae.
CGGCUCCUAAACCAGUUCUGUAAUUCGGUUUCUGCAGCGAACAUUGUCUGGAGGACGCAUCAACAUGCAGUCGUGUGGAAUGGAACUGAUUAAGUACCUUCUCUUCUUCUUCAACCUGUUGUUUACGAUAUCCGGCAUUGGAUUGAUUGCGGCCGGUGCCAAAGUGGUGGCGGAUGUCGGCGGCUACUCCAACUUCCUGGAGGGCAGCGUCGUCGCGACGCCCGUCGUACUCAUCGUCAUCGGCGUCAUCAUCUUUUUGGUGGCGUCGCUAGGGUGCUGUGGCGCCAUACGGGAGAGCGCUCCUUUACUCAUCGCGUACGCGGCGCUGCUGGGCGCGGUGUUCAUAGCGGAGCUGGCGGCGGGCGCUGCGGCCGCGGCGAGCAAGGACCGUCUGGAGGACGUGCUCAAGACGUCCAUGGAGGACUCCCAGAAGCACUACCAGAACUCCACCAUCGAGAAGACCGCUUGGGACCGCCUGCAGACGGAGCUUACAUGUUGCGGUGUAGAAAAUUCGCAAGAAUGGAAGCCUCUUCCUCCAAAAUCCUGCUGUGCAGACCCAGACCUUUGCUUGAAAGUUUACACAGACGGUUGUCUAGAGAAACUGAAGGAUGAAGUGAAGAGCAGUGCAUUGCUUCUAGCGGGAGUCGGUAUCGGCAUUGCCUUCAUUGAGCUUGCUGGGAUAGUCCUGGCAUUGUUCAUGGCCACGUCCAUUAAGAAAAGUGUUGAUGGUGGAGGGGGAAACAGUGGUGGUGGAAAUGAGUGAAAAUUUUGUCAGUGCACACCUUGUAUUGAAAAAUUAACAACAUUUGCUUUUUGUGUACUAAAAUGCAAUGUUAUUAUUGAAAAUUACCACUGGCACUUUGUGGUCACAGUUUUUUAAUGUUAGGCAUUAACUGGUUUGCACAUUUCUAUUUUAAAUGCAUCUAAUAAAAUGCUAUCCAGAAAUCAUUGAACAGUUUCUGAAUU